Messenger RNA from Tripterygium wilfordii, 772 nucleotides. RefSeq lists its product as uncharacterized. The record is from RefSeq and is a predicted model, not a curated record. Lineage: Eukaryota; Viridiplantae; Streptophyta; Magnoliopsida; Celastrales; Celastraceae. The coding region runs from base 59 to 541 and encodes 160 amino acids. The transcript has a single exon.
UCCGCAUCUCCCUGUUACCACCAUUGUUAGGGUUUUUGCUUAUCUCCAAAACCCCAAAAUGAAGCAACUCAAAUUCCCAAAUCCGCCAAACCAAAACCCAUCACCACAAUCACAGCAGAGUCUACAACAAGAAGACCCCAAAAGCAGUAACAAAGUUCCACAAAAGACUAAGCUUCCGACACCCAAAGAGCUGAUAGCACACUAUGAAUCACAAGGCAUGGGGUCCCAAGAGGCCUCCAUGAAGGUCAUAGAUGACCUCCAGAAUGUCCUUUACAGGGUUAUCUCCUCCAACAACGUCAACUCCAAGAAGGGCAAGGUCAUGGUUGAGACUUCAAGGAAGAUUGAUGUGAUCAAUAACAGGGUUGCCAUUGUUGAUGCUAAGCUGGAUUCCAAGCCUGGGUAUGUGGAGACCUUAGCUAUUGGGCUUGCCUCUGGAGCUGCUCUUCAGGGGAUUGGGAGUGUGCUGCCUCAUGUUGUUCAGGGUCUUGGCCAGAUUUGGACUGCUGUUAGGAGCGUUACUGAUAAGCCUACUUCUUCUUGAAUGUAUUUUCCAUUAAGUGUUGUCAUUGAAAAUAAAUGCUUAGGCUUCUUCUUCUUUUUUCGUUUUUGAACUCAAUUUGUUUACUGGACUACUGAUAUGCCAAGAUGAUAAUUAUGUGGGUGUACAGCCUUUGUUUGUGAAAGAAAUUUGAAGAACAAUUAGGAGAAGGCACUGUUUUUCUGACUCCCUUUUUAAGACUGUAUUAGAUGAUGUUUUCAUAUGCUUGGACCA